Messenger RNA from Oryctolagus cuniculus (rabbit), 4208 nucleotides. NCBI's taxonomy places the organism in Eukaryota, Metazoa, Chordata, Mammalia, Lagomorpha, Leporidae. The record is from RefSeq and is a predicted model, not a curated record.
GAGCUAGCCGCCGGCGCCGCGAGGAGCCCGGGCGGGGCGGGUGGGCCGUGGCGGGGGCGGCCCCGCGCGGCGGGUUCGGCCGCUGCCCCGCGCCCUGCGCUCGCGUCCUCUCUCCCGCGCUGUCUGUCUCGCUCUGCGCCGCCCCGCGCGCUCUCCCUCGCUCGCUCGCUCGCUCGCUUUCUCCCCCUCUCGCGCCUCUCUCUGUCUCUGGCUCUCUGCCUGGCUCCCUUGGGUCUGCUUCUCGCUCCUGCCGCUCUCCCUGGCCGUUCCUGCCUUCGCUUCUGGCGCUCUCGGGGUCUCUGCCCCUCCCCGUCUGCCGAGCUUUCCUGGGGGGCGGAGGGGUGGCUCCUCCGAAAACCGUGGCGGCGCCGGGGGCUCCUAAGCCGCUCCGGGCGCCCGUUCCGGGGAAAGGGGGGGGAGCCCGGCCGGGCGGGGAGAGGAGGGGGGGGAGCCUUAGUCAUUUCCCCGCUCCAGCCUGCGCCCGCCCGAGCGCGCACUCACGGCCGCUCUCCCUCCUCGCUCCGCAGCCGCGGCCCAUGGAGCCCGCCGGCCCGGCCCCCGGCCGCCUCGGGCCGCUGCUCUGCCUGCUGCUCGCCGCGUCCUGCGCCGGGUCAGCGGCAGCACAGGAGAAGCUGCAGGUGACUCAGCCUGACCGGUGGGUGUCGGUGGCAGAGGGAGAAGCGGCCACUCUGCGCUGCACCAUAAACACCCUGCUGCCCGUGGGGCCCAUGAAGUGGUUCAGGGGGGCUGGGCCAGACCGGAAGAUGAUCUACAACUUCAAGGGAGACCAAGACCCCCGAGUCACAAACGUCUCAGACACCACAAAGCGAAACAACAUGGACUUUUCCAUCCGCAUUCGUGACAUCACCCCAGCUGACGCCGGCACCUACUACUGCGUCAAGUUCCAGAAGAAGGGUGCCGAUGACGAGGAGUUUAAGUCUGGAGGAGGCACGCAGGUGUCUGUGAGUGCCAAGCCCUCCACCCCGAAGGUGUCGGGGCCUGGGGCGAGGUCCACCCCGGAGCAGACAGUGGACUUCACGUGUGAGUCCCACGGCUUCUCCCCCCGCAACAUCAGCCUGAAAUGGUUCAAAAACGGGAACGAGCUCCCGGCCUUCCAGACCAGCGUGUACCCCGCGGGAGAAAGCGUCUCCUACAACGUCACCAGCACCGUCAAGGUGGCCCUGGCUUCCAGCGAUGUGCACUCCCAGGUCAUCUGCGAGGUGGCCCACAUCACCCUGCAGGGAGGCUCCCCUCUCCGUGGGACUGCCAACUUGUCUGAGACCAUCCGAGUUCCCCCCACUGUGGAGGUCACACAGCAGCCCAUGGGGGCAGGGACCCAGGUGAACGUCACCUGCCACGUGGACAAGUUCUACCCCCGGGACAUGCAGCUGAGCUGGCUGGAGAAUGGAAACGUGUCCCGGACAGAGACGGCUUGGACCCUGGUGGAGAACAAGGACGGGACCUACAACCGCACGAGCUGGCUCCUGGUGAACUCCUCCGCCCACAGGGAAGAUGUGGUGCUGUCCUGCCAGGUGGAGCAUGACGGGCAGCCAGCGGUCACCAGAAGCCACACCCUGCAGGUCUCUGCCCCGCCCAAGGAGCAGGGCACAGACACCAGCCUUGACCAGGCUGACAACUGGAAUGUCUUUAUCGUGGUGGGUGUGGUGUGCGCCCUGCUGGUGGUCCUGCUGAUGGCGGCUCUCUACCUCCUCCGACUCAGACAGAAGAAAGCCAAGGGCUCCACUUCUUCGACAAGGUUGCAUGAGCCCGAGAAGAACGCCAGAGAAAUAACCCAGAUCCAAGAUAGCAAUGACAUCAAUGACAUCACGUACGCAGACCUCAACCUGCCCAAGGGGAAGAAGGCCGCCCCACGGGCUGCCGAGCCCAACAACCACACAGAGUACGCCAGCAUUCAGAUUGGUCCUCCGCCUGCCACUGAGGACACCCUCACCUACGCCGACCUGGACAUGGUGCAUCUCAACCGCGCCCCCAAGCAGCCAACCCCCAAGCCCGAGCCAUCCUUCUCUGAGUACGCCAGUGUCCAGGUGCAGAGGAAGUGAAUGGGACUUCCGUCCGCUCGAGGGCCUGUCCCCGAGAGCUUUCUUGUCCCGCAUGGAGCAGCUGUGAUGGGGACAUCCAGCCCAGUUCCCAGAGGCGAGGCCCUGGGAUCCAGGGCCAGGGUGGCUCCUCUGUCCCCAGCCCCCUUGGCUCUCCAACACGUCCGGGGCUGCCACGGCCCCACUCCUGGCCACACACCUGGAGGCUGGUGUUGCUGAACCAGCCAGGAAACUGACCAGAGCUGCCUGGAGCCCACGCACUCUGGUGCCUCCGUCCACCCAGCGUUUGGGUCUGAGUCAUGGGUGAGGACCCUGGACUGCCUCCUGCGUCUUGGGAAGCCUGAUCUUCCAGGGUGAGGAAGACGAAACCCCACUUCCCACCGCCACCACCCCCAGCGGGGGCUCUGGGGAAAUCUUUCCCUUUAGAUCACACGGCCCCACCCAUGGAGAGGCUGGAACGAGACUUGGUGAGGUUGCUGCCAACACACCUGGCUCCCCUGGGUCCCUGGGCUGCUGAGCCACAUGCCCUGGGGGGAGGAGGGGACCCUUGAGGAUCACCCCAGCCCCCUAAAGGACCUCAAGACAAAACCCCCCUCUUCCUGGGGCUCCUCCUCACCUCCUUGGGGACCCGUGGUCCCACCCCUCCUCUCUAGACCCGAGCUUGCUCCUGCCAGCUAGCACUAACUCAGCAACAUCUCGCUAGGGACGCCUGUAAAUUACUGAGAAAUGUGAAACGUGCAAUUUUGAACCUGAGCUGUUAGAAAACUUGAUCUGUGCUGUUUCGUUUUGUUUUUUUUUUUUUUUUUCCUUUCUUUCUUAAAACAGGAGCAGCGUUCUCUUGGCUCUUUGUCAUGUGCUGAAGUCCAUGGUUGGGUCUUGUGACGUCUGAGGUGUAACCGUUUGUUGUCCUGGAAGGGUUUUCUGACAGCAGAGAAACGGAGCACCUCCCAAGCGCCAGAGCCCCGGGCAGCAGGCGGAAGCGCUGGCGUGGCUGCUCCGUGGACUUGGCCGUGACCGGGCCGAGCCACGUGGCUGGUGCUGCUGCCUUCUGUGGCCCCACUGUGGUCAAUCCAGUCGGCCCAGAGGGUGUCCAGACCACCUCUGUGACGGUGCAGUCUUGGCCAGAGCUGUUGCCCCAGUCUGUUCCCCUGUGGAGAGGGGAGAGGGACAUUGCUGCCCUCCUGGCCAUCUCUCACAUGCACUUUAGGGACACAGGCUGGCUGUCUGCCCCUCUCCCCCAGCACCUUCCCUUUACUGCUCUCCGAGUGGAUUCCUAAAGGCGGAAUCUUCCAUGUCUGCUCUCAAACCCUGUAGGGAUCAAACUGGAGUAGAUCCUGGCCACCCCCAGGACGGUGCUGCUGAGAGCCGGGGCCGAGCCAUGUCCAAGGAGGUGGGGCAGAGGCCACGCCCUCUCACCUACUGGCCCUGCCCAUUGGGUGUGAGGCCUGGCUGGGCCCAGAGCACGCAGUGUUGGCCCCGUUCAUUCGGUCUUAGAUGCUAAGGUUCACAGCCGCUGCAGCGGGAUGCCCAGGAUUCUGGGCUCAGGCUGUCAGAGCGAGAAGCCGAAGCUGCCCUGUCCGCUCCUGCAGGUGCUACGGGUGGCGCACAGCACAGACCCAGCUCAUGGGGGAGGCGGGGGUGGUCUGGUGUGUGCCGAGCCGACAGGUCAUGUGGGCAGCUUCUGCUCACACAGGCCAGAGCUUGGUGGCCUCAAGUAGCCACGGGGGCCCAGGCACCUGCUUAGGCCAUUUCCAGCCUCCACAGAGUUGGCUGUUUAAACUGUCUUCUUCCUCCUUCCUGCCUAUAGACAGCACACAGGUGUACACACGCAGACAGGAUUUUCUGGGAAUGUUUUCUUGGUGCCAUUUUCAUUUUGUAUAAUUUUAAUUUUCGGAAGAGGAAGGAAGGGAAGGAGGUCGAGGAAGACGGAUGGCCAUAGCUUCCGCCUAGCAGCCUGGCCGUGCCCCACACCUUGUGUAUGGAACCCCAGGAAAAGGAAGAGACUGGAAGAGCGCUGCGGAAGAAGCGUGGUUUUGGGAGUUUAUUUUGAGACCGCUGGGAAGGAAACAGGCCCCGUUUUGUAUAUAGUUGCAACUUAAACUUUUUGGCUUGCAAAAUAUUUUUGUAAUAAAGAUUUCUGGGUAACAGGGA